Molecule: messenger RNA, 8626 nt
Organism: Camponotus floridanus (Florida carpenter ant)
Lineage: Eukaryota; Metazoa; Arthropoda; Insecta; Hymenoptera; Formicidae
Product: fatty acid synthase-like
Exons: 10
Coding region: 190-7401 (2403 amino acids)
Biological process (GO): fatty acid biosynthetic process
Molecular function (GO): 3-oxoacyl-[acyl-carrier-protein] synthase activity; oxidoreductase activity; fatty acid synthase activity
Source: RefSeq, a predicted model, not a curated record
AUCGCACGACGGUUUCGUUGCUUUACCAGGGAGCAAGAGCCACUCGCCCUCUGCGAGACGAAGGAGUGCGAGUCACACGAGAUCACGCGAGGAAGCGACACCCGCAGUGAUUCAAAAGACCCAAAAAGACGGGACGCGACGCACGGUACAAGACGUCGGAGAAGAUUCUACGCAAAGGACUUCAGCAAGAUGCCUGCACAGUUUGAAAGUAUCAACAGUCCGAUGACGCGGGAGCCGGUGGUCACGAAUGGAGUCCCAUAUUCCAUCGAUAGUGACAUCGUCAUUACGGGCAUUUCAGGUCGUUUACCUGAGUCGGCAAACAUUGAGGAGUUUAAGGAGAAUCUCUUGAAGGAAAUGGAUAUGGUUACCGAUGACGAGCGCCGUUGGGCGGCAGGCAUUUAUGGAUUACCGCGAAGAUCCGCCAAGAUCAAGGAUCUCGCUUCGUUCGAUGCCUCCUUCUUCGGGGUACAUCCCAAACAGGCACAUGUAAUGGAUCCGCAACUUCGUAUGCUGUUAGAAACUACGUACGAGGCGAUAAUCGAUGCUGGCAUCAAUCCUUCGACCGUGAGAGGAUCCCGCACUGGUGUCUUCAUCGGCGUCUCCUCCUCCGAAUCGGACGAAUUUUGGACGAAAGACCCGAAUCAAAUUAACGGAUAUGGAAUGAUCGGAUGUUGCAGAGCGAUGUUAGCCAACAGAAUUUCUUUCGCGUUUGACUUCUCUGGACCCAGUUACGCAAUAGAUACAGGUUGUUCCUCGGCCAUGUUUGGCAUGCAUCAGGCAGUCGCAGCGAUGCGCGCCGGCGAGUGCGACGCCGCGAUCAUCGGUGGAAUAAAUCUGCUGCUGAAGCCAGCGAACUCGCUUCAGUUUCAUAAAUUAAGUAUGUUAUCGCAGGACGGCAUGUGUAAAGCAUUCGACGCCACGGGCAAGGGAUUCGUAAGGGCCGAGGCAGUAGUGGUGAUAUACUUACAGAAGGCGAAGGACGCGCAUCGAGUGUACGCCACGGUGCUCCACACGAAAACGAACACCGAUGGUUAUAAAUCGCAGGGUAUCACUUACCCGAACGGUGAAAUGCAGAAUAAAUUAAUGCGCGAGGUGUACAAUGAGGCAGGGAUUAAUCCUGCAGACGUGGUUUACGUGGAGGCUCACGGUACUGGUACCAAAGUGGGCGACCCGGAAGAAAUCAACUCCGUUGACAAGCUGUUCUGCAAAGACAGAAAAACGCCCCUGCUGCUUGGCUCUGUCAAGAGUAACAUGGGACACGCGGAAUCCGCCAGCGGGGUCUGCUCGAUCGCCAAAGUGUUGAUCGCAAUGGAGGAGGGCGUGAUUCCCGCCAACUUACACUUUAACACUCCGAAUCCGGAUAUCCCUGGCUUGAAGGAAGGACGCAUUCGAGUGGUCGACAAAACCAUGCCGUGGAACGGCGGUAUCGUGGGCAUCAGUUCCUUCGGAUUUGGUGGCGCGAACGCUCAUAUUGUUCUUCGUAGUAACCCGAAGCCGAAGUUAUCCCCGGUGCCGGACACUACUGACCAGCUACCCAAACUGGUCGCAGUGUCGGGUCGCACGGAAGAGGCCGUGCAGACAUUGCUGGAGAAAGCGAAAGAGCAUCGGAAGGAUGACGAAUUUCUCUCGUUGCUACAUGCCAUACACAAUAACAAUGUACCACGUCACAAGAUUCGCGGCUACGAGAUCCUGAGCGUCGAUUAUACUCGCGAAAUAAAUCAAGUAGCCAACCCAAAUGACGAGAAACGUCCUAUAUGGUUUGUAUUUUCUGGCAUGGGCAUCCAGUGGCCGGGCAUGGGUCGCGAGCUGCUCAACAUCGAGGUUUUCCAACGUAGCUUGCGACGAUCCGCGGAAGCGUUGAAGCCCCACGGCAUCGAUCUCAUGAAUAUCAUCGUGAACUCUACCGACGAAACGUGCGAAAACGUGAUAGACUCCUUCGUGUGGCUCGCGGCUUUGCAAGUCGCUCUCGUCGAUGUCCUCGCGUCGAUAGGCAUACAUCCGGACGGUAUAGUUGGACACUCAGUCGGGGAAUUGGGUUGCGCCUAUGCCGAUGGCGCGUUUACCCCGGAGCAGACUGUCCUAGCAGCCUAUUGCAGAGGCAAAUCGAUUGUAGAUUCCAAGCCGGUGCCGGGAGCCAUGGCGGCGGUCGGCUUAAGUUGGGAGGAUGCUAAAAAGUUGUGCCCGUCUGACAUCAGUCCGGCUUGUCACAAUUCCGCGGAUUCAGUCACCAUUUCCGGUCCAUCCGAGUCUCUCGAGAAAUUCCUGGAGGAGUUAAAGAGCAAGGAUAUCUUUGUUAAGAACGUCAAGAGCUUCGGUGUCGCAUUCCACAGCAAAUACAUCGCCGCGGCUAGAAGCAAACUUCGCGCUUCCCUCGACAAGAUCAUACCAAACCCAAAGCAGAGAUCAGCUAGAUGGAUCUCGAGCUCUAUACCCGAGGCCGCGUGGGGCAGCCCGCUCGCACAGCUCAGCUCGUCUGCGUAUCACGUCAACAAUUUGCUGUCGCCCGUCUUCUUCCAGGAAGCAAUCGCGCAUAUUCCAGACAACGCGAUAACGCUCGAGAUCGCGCCAUACUGCUUGCUACAGGCGAUCUUGCGCAGAUCGCUGCCACCAACAGUGACCAAUAUUGGCCUUCACAAGCAGAACCACUCGAAUAAUCUGGCCUUUCUGCUGUCUAGCAUAGGUAAGCUGUAUGUGGCAGGUGCACAACCUAAUAUUUCCAAGCUGUAUCCACCGGUGAGCUUCCCCGUUGGUCGCGGGACACCCAUGAUUGGGCCCUUGGUCAAGUGGGAUCACUCCGCCACGUGGGAAGUAGCCUCCUUCAAGCAGACGUCGAGCCAAUCGGGCGAAUGCGUUGUACAAGUGGAUCUGUCAAAAGAGACAGAUGCUUAUUUAGCGGGACACCAGAUCGACGGACGGGUCCUCUUUCCAGCCACCGGUUAUCUUAUGCUUGUGUGGAAGACUUUGGCGAAGCUGCGCAGCACCGACUUCGAAUUAUUGCCAGUGGUGUUCGAGAACGUGCGCUUUCAGCGCGCCACCAUUAUGCCGAAGGAGGGAACGGUGAAAUUCUCGAUAAAUAUUUUCGAGGGAACGGGCGAUUUUGAAAUCUGCGAAGCCGGCACCAUUGCCAUCAGCGGAAAGAUCCGCGCGUCCCAAGCUAUCGAAAAGGAUCAGCUGAAACUCCCGCCACCGCCAUCAGUUCCUGUUGACAAGGAAAUUUUACCGUUGGAUACCAAGGACAUUUACAAGGAGCUGAGGCUACGCGGAUACGAAUAUGGUGGUAUCUUCCAAGGGAUCAAGACCUCUGAUAACUAUGCCACUAUCGGCGAGCUUCGUUGGCUCGACGAAUGGGUCUCGUAUUUAGAUACUAUGCUACAGUUUAGCAUAUUGUCUAAUAAACACAAGCUGCUAUAUUUACCAUCGCGUCUUCAAUACGUUGCGAUUGACCCGGUUCUUCACAAACGCUUGGUGGACAAGCUACCGCAGGACGGCGGAUUGCCGAUAUAUUACUACCAGAAUGUUAAUAUCGUGAAAUCAGGUGGCGUCGAACUCAGAGGACUGAAAGCUUCCCUGGCCCCUCGACGACAGCAAACUCAAGCUUCUCCUAAACUUGAACGAUAUAUUUUCGUACCCUAUGAAAAUUCACAUAGCCUUGUGGAGGAUCCAGCAAGGGCUAAAUCUCAUGCGCUGACUGUACUAUUCAACAUUAUGAACAAGAAUAUGCCAGCGUUGAAGUACAAGAUCUUAGAGAUCGCAGGUGAACGAGCCGCAGAAACUCUCUUGAUUCCGUAUGUAGUUGAUUUUUUCCUUGGUGAAAUGGAGCAUAUCACGCUCGAUUUAAAAUUGAUUGCUGGGUCUCCCAGUAAUUAUGCAACAGUUUCUAGCCAAGUGGAUAUUGAAAUUAUGGCGGAGGAUACGAAUGAUGUAUCUUCCAUUCAGAAUAUGAAUUUCAUAAUAGCAGCGGAUCUUAUAUCCAACAAAUCUUAUGAUGUUCUGAAAAAUCUGGCGGCUGCUUUGAAACCCAACGGUUUCGUUCUCCUGGAAGAGACCGCCGCACAAUUGAAUCUUAAACUCGCGCUGAAGCAAACAGACCUAAUAUUGGUCGCGAAACAGAUCGAUCCCGUAGGAAAGACUUAUCUGUUGCUGAAAAAACUUGAGAAGAGCAAGGAACCAACUAUAAUACAGAUGGUGGAGAAAAAUUUCUCGUGGUUGGAGGGUUUAAAAGCGGCACUGAAGAAAGCUGACAGCGAGAAUCAACAAGUGCUUCUUGUAUCCCAGGAACCGUUACUCGGUCUAGUCGGACUCAUGAAUUGUAUACGAAGAGAGCCUGGCGGUACGAACGCACGUUAUGUUUUUAUCCAGGACAAGAACGCUCCCAAGUUCAGUUUAUCCACGCAAUUCUAUGCAGAGCAGUUGGAUAAGGGAUUGGUGGCCAACGUGUUAAAGGGAGGUCAAUGGGGCAGCUAUACGCACUUGCUGUUGGAUCAACAGAGCAAUGUGUCUUCCCUGCAGGUGGAGCACGCUUAUGUAAACUCGUUGAUGCGAGGAGACUUGAGCAGUUUGAGAUGGAUCGAAGGCCCGUUGAGUUACUAUCGGCCCGAAAAUUCUUCAAAUACAACGCUCUGCAGCGUGUAUUACGCUCCUUUAAAUUUCAAAGAUAUCAUGCUGGCGACCGGAAAGCUGCCACCGGACGCUCUGCCAGGAAAAAUGGCCACGGAGGAUUGUAUAUUGGGAUUGGAGUUCUCCGGGAGAGAUGCGGAUGGACGUCGCGUGAUGGGUAUUGUCGAAGCUAGAGGACUGGCGACGACCAUAGUGGCGGAUCUCGAUUUCCUCUGGGAGGUACCCGACAAGUGGACAUUGGAGCAGGCUGCGACAAUACCUAUGGCUUACGCAACCAGUUAUUACGCUCUGUUCGUACGAGGUCAGCUAAAAGCGGGCGAAAGUGUGUUGAUUCACGCUGGCACAGGCGGCGUCGGUCAAGCCGCUAUCGUCAUCUCCCUGCACGCCGGUUGCACAGUCUUCACCACUGUUGGCACAACUGAGAAGAGGGAAUAUCUUAAGAAAAUCUUCCCUCAAUUGACCGACAGACAUAUCGGCAAUUCUCGGGACACGAGCUUCGAACAUCUGAUACUCACCGAAACCCAAGGACGUGGAGUUGACGUGGUGCUGAACUCGCUGGCAGAGGAGAAGCUGCAAGCCAGCGUACGGUGUCUCGCGUUGUACGGUCGUUUCCUCGAGAUUGGCAGGUACGAUCUAUCGAAUGACAACAACGUAGGAAUGUCCAUGUUUCUGAAAAAUACGGCUUUCCAUGGGGUAUUUUUGGACAUGCUAUUCGACCAUUGCGCGAAAAAGAAGGAAGUGGCAAGACUCGUUUCAGAAGGAAUCAAGAACGGUGUGGUGCGUCCUUUACCUUCGACCGUCUUUUCGGAGCAGCAGCUCGAGCAGGGAUUCAGAUUCAUGGCGACCGGCAAACAUAUUGGCAAGGUAUUAUUGAAGAUUCAGGACGAAGAGCCGAAGAGACGUGUCCCGCCCAUGCCUAAGAUAGUAGCUGCCAUACCUCGUACUUACAUGAAUCCGGAGAAGUCGUACGUAUUAAUCGGUGGCCUCGGUGGCUUCGGUCUGGAGUUGGCCAACUGGAUAAUAGCCCGUGGCGCCAAGUUCAUCGUUCUCGUGUCACGCUCAGGCAUACGCACCGGUUAUCAGUCGUUGUGCGUGCGACGCUGGCGCGAGAAUGGCGUCAAGAUUUUCAUCUCCACCGCAGAUGUUACAACUGUAUCGGGUACGGAACGCCUGAUUCAAGAAAGCAAUCGAUUGGCUCCGGUGGGUGGCAUAUUCAACCUCGCAGCUGUCCUGUGCGACGCGCUAAUUGAGAACUUGACGGAGGCCGACUUCAAAAUGGUGAUCCUGCCAAAAGUCGACGGUACAAGAAAUUUGGAUGCGGUAUCGAGGAAGUCUUGUCCAUCGCUCGAUUACUUCGUGGUAUUCUCAUCAGUAUCGUGUGGCCGUGGCAAUGCUGGUCAAACCAAUUACGGUUUUGCCAAUUCAGCUAUGGAAAGAAUGAUAGAGCAGAGGCAAGCCAAUGGUUUACCUGGUCUGGCUAUUCAAUGGGGUGUCAUUAGAGAUGUUGGCUUAAUCAUAGAAACGAAGGGAAAUAACGACACAAAAGUUUGUGGUACUAUGCCACAACACAUGACGAGCUGCCUGGCGACUAUGGAUAUGUUCCUACAACAACCGCAUCCGGUGCUAUGUUCCGCAGUAUUGGCGGAGAAACACAAAUCCACGAAUGACGGUAACAAAGCUGGUCUCAUUGGAGCUGUCGCCAAUAUCUUUGAUAUUAAAGACGUCAGUUUAGUCAACGGUACUCUGGCCGAUUUGGGUAUGGACUCAUUGAUGGGCGCAGAAAUAAAACAUACUCUUGAAAGAAAUUACAAUAUCGUGCUGUCGCCUCAAGAGAUCCGCGCCUUGACAUUCGCCAAAUUAGAAGAAUUAUCUUCAUCGACUGGCGAGACGAGUAAGCAACUUGCUGUCGCGAAAGCUACCGUAAAUUCGGACGAAAAUGCUGCCAGUAAUAUGCUGAUAUUGCAAUGGCCGGGUGAAGUGCUGCCCAAGGAAGCUCUCGUCCAAUUGAAAACAAAGAGCGCAAAUGGAACGCCACUAUUUAUCGUUCACGCGAUUGAGGGUCUGAUCAAACCGUUGGAACACGUAGCCAAGGAACUUGACAGACCACUUUGGGGUCUGCAAAGCGUCGAACGUGCGCCGCAUGAUACAAUACAGGAAUUGGCCGAGUUUUAUAUCAAGAAAGUCAGGGAGGUUCAAAAGAAGGGACCUUAUCACCUGGCAGGAUACUCGUUUGGAACUUGCAUCGCUAUCGAGAUGACUCUGCAGUUGGAGUUCGUUGGAGAGAAAGUCAGUCUAAGUCUAAUCGAUGGUUCAAUAGAGUUUAUGCGACAACAAUGCGAAAUGAUCGGCAAAAUAGAUACAUCGAACUACCUCGUUUCCGAAGGCUGUAUGAAAUCAUUGGCGUAUUUCAGCAUUCAAUUUAACAAGAAUGUUACUUAUCCGGAAGCAUACGAGGUUCUGAAGCAGAGCAAAUCGGAGGAAGAGAUGUUUGACAAAAUGUUAGAGAUAAUAGGUAACACUGCGUUUGUGGAAGAAGAUUUAAAAGUCGCUGGAUAUCUUCUGUUGAAAAAAUUGGCGGCCGCUACAAUGUAUUCUCCGGAUAAAAAAAUUGAAGGACCAGUGACACUAAUUAAGGCUAAAGAAAACUUUAUACCUAUAGCAGAAGAUCACAAUUUAUCACAGAUCUGCGUACAACCUGUAAGAGUGGAAGAAGUAAAUGGCAAUCACAGAACGAUAUUACUGGGGACAAGCGCAAAGAGGAUCGCAAGUCUCUUGCAAGCAUAAUCUGUAAAACGCGAGAAAACGUUCGUUAAAAUGAAGCGUGUAACAAUUAGAAUUCGUGUAAAAAUGUUAUCAUGUCUAAGAGAAUGACUUCACGCAUAACACGAGACCGUUAAAAAUUAUACGAACUUAUUAUGUUUAAUUUAAAUUAAUUAAUAAUAAGGGAAGUACUAGUAUACCAUUUUAAAAAGCUGUAUCUCGUGCAUUUCUCAUUUUGUACGUUUUACUUGGUUGCAAAGAGAUCUUCUGGUUUGUAAUAUUGGAAAGGAUAUUAGAAGAGAUAUAUAUGCAAAAGAUUCCUAUGAAAAGAUGUGUCACUUUAUACUGCACAAAAUCUGCUAUUGCGGCAAUGUGCAAAGAAUUUGUAAUCAUAUGAUCACGUUAAUGUAAUUACGUGAUGAAAUAUAUUCUACAACGUUCCUGCAACCGUUAUGCGGUAGAACGUAAUCUUCACAAGGUUGCAGGAACGUUGUAGAAUAUAUUUCAUCACAUAAUUACAUUGACGUGAUCAAAUGAUUGCAAAUUCUUUGCACAUUGCCGCAAUAGCAGAUUUUGUGCUGUAUAAAGUGAUACAUCUUUACAUAGGAAUCUUUUGCAUAUAUAUCUCUUCUCAUGUCCUCUCCAAUAUUACAAACCAGAAAAUCUCUUUGCAACCAAGUAAAACGUACAAAAUGAGAAAUGCACGAGACACAGCUUUUUAAAAUGGUAUACUAGUACUUCCCUUAUUAUUAAUUAAUUUAAAUUAAAUAUAAUAAGUUCGUAUAAUUUUUAAGUACAUGGGAUCAGUAAUUUGUUUUUAAGACUGUAUAAGCUUUACCGUGAUAUUUUCAAAGAGGACACAAAUUUAAUGCGCAUUUGCGCGUGUCUAUUUAUUUAAAUUAUAUAAUUAUAUAUUAUAUUUAUUUUUUUCUCCACUUACUUAGUAAUUAAUGAUACUUUGAUUUAAGCGGUUCGAUCUCGUUAUUUCUAGCAUUAAAUGCUAGAAAUAACGUGAUCGACCCGCUUAAAUCAAAUACCUGCAAUGCUUCAUCAUUAUAUAGCAUAAUGAAAUUGUAAAUAACAACAAGAUAUAUCAAUGCAUUGCUUAAUACACUUUUUAAUUACUGACUCUUCACAUUCGAUAUAAUGAAAAUAUAAUUAGUGAAGAGACAUUAUUCCAAGAUUUAUCGCACAAUAUGUAAUUUAUAUUUCCAUUUAACGAUUAAAAGUUUGGCUUAUUAAGUAAAUA